Molecule: messenger RNA, 12751 nt
Organism: Papilio xuthus (Asian swallowtail)
Lineage: Eukaryota; Metazoa; Arthropoda; Insecta; Lepidoptera; Papilionidae
Product: dynein heavy chain 1, axonemal
Exons: 86
Coding region: 38-12595 (4185 amino acids)
Biological process (GO): microtubule-based movement
Cellular component (GO): dynein complex
Molecular function (GO): dynein intermediate chain binding; minus-end-directed microtubule motor activity; dynein light intermediate chain binding
Source: RefSeq, a predicted model, not a curated record
UUUAUUAUUAUAAAUAGGUUUAAAAUUAAUUUAAGCCAUGUAUAGUAAGAAGAAAAAGAUAAAAUAUCACGAUGUGGUGUUUGAUAAUACCACAAGAGAUGCUAUCCCCAAACGCGGAUAUUACUCGGAGCUCGUGGCGAAUAUGCUCAAACAAGAACCAUCAAAAGAGCAGUGCGCUAAGAAAAGAAUGAAGUUAAUACUACAGGCAAAAACGGAUAAAUUGGCUCCGAUGCUCAUCUCCCUGCCCAAGCCGCAAAAGCCGAAGGUUCUGCUGCCGCCGGGCCGCUGGACCACGUACAGGGAAGACGAGAGCGUCCAAUUUCCGUUCGAAACAUUCGUCCCAAAGCUGCAAUUCUUGAGCGUUGUGUUGCCGAAGGAAUUGCCAAGGCUGGUGAAGAUCGAACGUCUUAGGAGGAAGUUCCUAGCUUCUAAUAUCAAGAAAAUGCUCCGUGAGCUGGGCAUCCAACCUUACUGGCUGAUCCCACCAUCGGAGUACCCCAUAAAGAAUGACGUGCGCUACGGUCUUUAUAGUACAUACCCCAAACUGGACCUGGAGGUAUUCGACAAUACGGACUUUGAUUGCAGGGUUCCAGAGGAAUGGCUGGCGCUGGGGAAUAUUGAAGGGGAACUUUACCCUUGUCCCGGACUCGCGUUCAUUCCCAAGGAGGAGGGCGCCAACAGGGGACCGGGAGAUAUCAUACAGAUGCUUAACAACUUGUACGAGUGGACCAAUGUAGCGAUAUACAGUUUUGAUAAGCUUACUGAUAAAUGGGAAGUUAUGGCAUUGGACGGCUCCAAACGAAGGUUUAACAUCCCCCGUAUUCGUCUGAUGUUUAAAGCGGACGACCCCGAGACGUUUGCGCAACGAGUUAAAUUCGCUAUUGAUUUCCGCAAUGAAGUGGAGAAUAAUAUAAGGUUCUAUCUAUACCUGGACUGCUUGAUCCUGCACGGGCUACCAUUGAUGCCGCUACAGUACAUGCCCGGCAUCCUGCGUAUGGUGCGCAUACACAAGCAGGCCAAAGAUGUUGAUGAGGAACACCUGCGCGGGCUUAGAAAGGAGGCGGAGCUCUUGUAUACAAAGAUGGAAGGAAAGAUGAAGAUGAUAUUUAUGAUACAAAAAUAUCCUGGCAUGUACAACUUUGUUCGACCACCGACUAAAGAAUAUGUACCUCCUGUGCCUAAAUACGGUCGUAAGAAAUGUGUGAUGGAGGAUUUCGCUGGACGUAUGAGGUACAACCAGUGGUACUCGUUGUACGUCCUCACAGAGUCCGUCUCCUGCAUACAUCUGGUUGUCGACGAGUGCUUAAAGGUGGAGGGAAUGUUGUUUUUCACUCUAAACUACGGCAGGAAUGUCGGACUGCCUGAGUUUGAUGCCGCGCAACAGCAUUGUACGCAAAUGAUGCUCAAGUAUCUGACUAUAACUUGGCUGAAUAACACCGCACACGCCAUCAGGAUGUCAUUCAGAGAUGUUGGAAAAGGAUGGUUCAACAUUUAUGAGAAGCAGUGGGAGUUCUACUCUGUUAGCAAAUUGUGCCGGUUCAUGCAGCUAGUACGAUUUAGGAUGCAGUAUGCACUUCGGUACUGCAUCGAGCAGUCAAUGCUAAUGUUCGUGACGCUGUGCGAGACGCCCUGCCUGGUGACUUAUAGUUGCGAGGAGGACUACGAAUGGGACUCGAGCGACCUCAUCAACUCCCCCUUCACCUCGCACACCCCUCCCCUGUUUUACUUCCAUCUCAUGAUGAAUGAGGAAGGACCAUACUAUACUACACCGCCAGAGCAAUUUGAGAUUGUAAUCCAGCGUUUAUUCCGUGAGAUGCUGUACCGGUGCCACUUCAUCCCGCAAGUUCAUCCUAUGAUCCUCACUGGUUUGGUCUUCGAUAAUGAACUCGUUCUUACGUCUAUAGGUUUAAUGGAGCCCAACGUGGUAGACUACCGUGAGAGGCUGUUGAAGGCGUAUCGUAAGGCGAUCAUCCCUCUCAAAGCGUAUAUGCGGCAAUACGAGGAAUACAGGGACAUAUUUCUUCUCACUAUUGAGGAUUAUGUCGAAAAUUUCCGACAAGAGAAGCACUCGGCGUCAGAGACGCGGGAAGAAGUACAGAUCCACUACGACGCUAAGGAGGCCCUCAUUCUGCGUUUGCCACAGUACAUCACCAUCGGACCCUUUUCUCUAAACGUCGACACGCUAAAGCAAUUGCUGGUAACGAAGCGAUCAGAUAUAAUGAAGGCGUUACUGACAAUGUGGGCGGAGGAGGUGCGCAUCGCGGUAGAUGACGUCAUCAUGGCGUACAAGACCGUCAUGCGCAAGCUGGGCGAGAAGCCCAAUACUAUCGAGCAGGUCUUCGAGAUCAGAGAGUGGAUGGAGAGUAUACCCUUUGCAUUAAAGACACAAGACGAUAAUAUGAAGAAAAUAUUCACGGAUUACGAAGUGUUAGACGUAUUCUUUACACCGUUAGAAAAUGAUGACUUCAAAGCGCUGUGGGAGGCUAUAGGAUGGCCUCUUAUUAUUACGAAGCAGGUGGACGCUACCACGGAUUUCCUGGAGGAAGAGCAGGAGAAGUUCUGGAAGUUGCAUCAACAGGACGAACAGACGUUGUUCGACAAGAUCGAUAUGUUCACCUCGCAGUGCAUGGCGCUCACACUGCAGAACGACAUGUCUAGGGUUCACGAAAUAGCGAACGAUAUCAAAAAGGCGUGGAAAGCAAUGAAAGAGUCGCAAGAUUGGGGACGCGUACUCAACCAGCGGCAGAAACUGUUUGGGCAGCCAGUCAUCCCGUUUUCCGACCUAAACAGACUAGUCAAAGAGUUUGAGCCGUAUAGAAACCUCUGGGUUACAGCUUCUGAUUUCCUAAAGUCUCGCGAGGUGUGGUUCGACAACCCGUUGAUGUAUGUGGACGCCGACACCAUUGAGCCUCUCGUCAGCGAGUACUACAAGACCAUAUUAAAAUGCAUCCGAACUUUCGCUGAUCUGCCCAAGAUACAAAAAGUAGCUUUGGAUAUAAGGGACGAUAUCGAUGGAUUCAGACCACUGGUACCAAUCUUACAAGCUGUCAAGAAUCCUGGAAUGAAGGAUAGGCAUUGGAAGGAGUUUAUGGAUAGAGCCGGUAUCACAGUAACAAUGAACGAGAAGCAGACAUUCCAGAUGUGCCUGAAGCAGGGCGUGGCGGCGCACGGCUCUCUCAUUGCGGAGAUUGGCGAACUUGCCUCUAAGGAGUACGUCAUUGAGCAGUCGCUUGACAAGAUGCUUAAUGAGUGGGCUAACAAGGUCAUGGAGGUGUCACCUUACAAGACCACAGGCACGUACAUAAUGAAGAUAGCGGACGAAACGCUGCAGCUCCUGGACGAGCACCUGCUGAACACGCAGCAGCUCGGCUUCAGUCCCUUCAAGGCGGCCUUUGAGCUGCGCAUCCAGGAGUGGGACGACAAGCUGCGCCUCACGCAGCGAGUUGUUGACGAGUGGAUCGAAUGCCAGAAGCAAUGGAUGUAUUUGGAGCCGAUUUUCAACUCUGAAGAUAUCUCGCGUCAGCUGCCUUUUGAAGCCAAGAAGUAUGGCACCAUGGAAAGGAUCUGGCGCAGGAUCAUGGGCACUGCUGCUGCAUGCCCCAAGAUAAUGGUAACCUGUCCCGACAGCCGCUUACUCGACAGUCUGUUGGAAGCAAUACAUCUGCUGGAAAUUGUGGCUCGAGGUCUCAGCGAGUACAUGGAGGUGAAGAGGAUCCGGUUUCCGCGCCUGUUCUUCCUCAGCGACGACGAACUUUUGGAGAUCCUUUCUCAGUCGCGCAACCCACGCGCGGUGCAGCCGCAUCUCAGGAAAUGCUUUGAGAACAUUGCUAAAGUUACUUUCGAACCCGAUUUGAAGAUUACAGAAAUGCAUUCGAGCGAAGGCGAAAUCGUGGAAUUGAAAUACAAAUUCUAUCCAACAGCAAACGUGGAGCAAUGGCUUUUAUUACUGGAAGAUACCAUGAGGCAUACAAUCCGUCUUACAUUGGUGGCGGGUCUUGAAGAGCUGUACCGGUUGCCGCGCAACCAGUGGGUGUUGCGGUGGCCGGGCCAGGUGGUGAUAGCGGGCUCGCAGCUCGCCUGGACGGCCGGCGUCGAGGAGGCCAUCACAGAGUACCGCAUGGAGGAGUUCUUUGAACAGAUGCUGCAACAGUUGGACAGUCUGCGCGCGCUAGUGAAGGGCGAGCUGACGUUCUUCCAGCGCGAGGUGCUGUGCGCGCUCAUCGUGAUCGAGGUGCACGCGCGUGACGUCACCAACACGCUCGUCGAUGAAAACGUCAGGAACGUCAACGACUUCCAAUGGACCUGUCAAUUGAGGUACUACCAAAUGGUUCGCGAGAUGAUGCCGCUGGAGGAGGGAGAGUCGACGGAGAUCUACCAGGACGAGGAUCACCUGGACACGUCCGCGUACUAUCGCCAGUUCAGCCAGAACACGUGCGACGUGCGCGCUCUCAACUCCGUCUUUACAUACCAGAAUGAAUACUUGGGUAACAGCGGACGACUGGUGAUCACGCCGCUGACGGACCGCUGCUACCUGACUCUCAUGUGCGCCAUGCACCUGCGCUUCGGCGGCGCGCCUGCUGGUCCAGCCGGCACUGGCAAGACUGAGACCACCAAGGACUUGGCAAAAGCGUUGGCGGUGCAGUGCGUGGUGUUCAAUUGCUCUGACCAGCUCGACUUCAUGGCCAUGGGAAAGUUCUUCAAGGGUUUGGCGGCGUCUGGUGCGUGGGCUUGCUUUGACGAGUUCAAUCGUAUAGAUAUUGAAGUGCUGUCGGUGGUGGCUCAGCAGGUGGUUACAAUCCAAAAAGCUCAAAUCGCAAAACAGGACAGGUUUAUCUUUGAGGGCUGCGAGCUGCCGCUGAAGAUGUCCUGCUCCGUCUUCAUCACUAUGAAUCCGGGAUAUGCUGGUCGAACUGAACUGCCGGAUAAUUUGAAGGCUCUAUUUCGACCGAUCGCUAUGAUGGUUCCCGACUAUGCCCUCAUCGCGGAGAUCUCGCUGUUCUCGUAUGGCUUCUACGAGGCCAAGAUCCUGGCUGGGAAGAUCACCACCACAUUUAGGCUUAGCUCUGAACAACUGUCGUCACAGGACCAUUAUGACUUCGGCAUGCGCGCGGUGAAGACUGUGAUCCUGGUAGCGGGCAACCUCAUCCGUCAGAUGCCAGACGGUGACGAGCGUCAGAUUGUACUUCGCGCGCUGAGAGAUGUCAACGUGCCCAAGUUCCUCGCUGAUGAUUUGCUGUUGUUUAACGGUAUUAUAUCUGAUCUGUUCCCUCGUGUUGAGAUUCCUGUGGUGGACUAUGGUAUUAUGGAGCAGUCUAUCAGGAACAUACUAGUCAAGAGAGGUUACGACGAAUUGUACACGUUUAUUUUCAAGAUAAUUCAGCUGUACGAGACCACGGUAGUGCGACAUGGUCUCAUGCUGGUGGGGCCGGCGGGCUCUGGGAAGACUAAGUGUUACGAAGUGCUCCGUGACGCGUUGACGGCAAUAAAGGGCAAACUAGCCCCAGACGGGUUCCCCUUUACCCCGGUACAUACGUACGUCGUUAAUCCCAAAUCUAUCACCAUGGGACAACUCUACGGCGAGUUUGAUCUGCAGACUCAUGAGUGGACGGACGGUAUUCUGUCGAGUUUGGUGCGGGCCGGAAUCGCAGUCGAGGACAUGGACAAGCGCUGGUACAUCUUCGACGGACCCGUUGACGCUGUGUGGAUCGAGAAUAUGAAUACGGUACUGGACGACAACAAGAAGCUGUGCCUGUCCAGCGGUGAGAUCAUGAAGAUGACGGACCGCCAGCGUAUGAUCUUCGAGGUGGCUGAUCUGGCGGUGGCUUCCCCAGCUACUGUGUCGCGCUGCGGCAUGGUCUACUUGGAUACAAAGGUUGUGGGAUUGCCGCCGCUGGUCAAUGCCUGGUUGAAGAGUAAUCUGCCACCGAUCGGUGACAGUAUCCGCAAGCAGCUGCCGGGUCUGAUCGAGACGUACGUGUACCCCUCGCUGCAGCUGCUGCGCGCUCGGCUCAUAGAGAUCGUGCCCUCUAUCGACAGCGCGCUCAUGCUCAAGUUCCUCGAGCUGCUCGACUUCCGGCUGCGGCCUCUCACCGGGAAAGACGACCGCCCGCCCCCCGCGCCACCCUUCCUCGCACUCAUGCCUAAGCUGGCGCCGUGCUGGGUGGUGUGGUCUGUGAUCUGGUCAGUUGGCGCGACGUGCGACCACACCAGCCGCGCAAUAUUCUCCGACUUCAUGCGUGAUCUGAUGAGGGAUGCCGAUAUGAAGACACAGUUCCCAAAGGAAGGCAGAGUCUACGACUACACGUUACACGAUGGCGGCUUCACCGACCUAACAGAAGAUGGUGAGCCUGCCAACCCUUACUGGUAUAGUUGGAUGGCCAAUAUUGAAGAGUAUGAAGUGGAUCCAGAGCGGCCUUACUCAGAUAUCGAAGUGCCGACGAUGGACAACGUGCGCAGUGCAGCGUUGCUGGGCUAUAAGGUGACGAACUACAACCACGCGCUGUGCGCCGGCCCCACCGGCACCGGCAAGACGGUCACCGUCUCCUCCAAGCUGUCGCGUGGUCUGCACAAGAAGUUCAUCUGCGAGUUCAUCGUUUUCUCUGCAAGGACCUCCGCUAAUCAGACGCAGGACGUGAUCGACAGCAAACUGGAGCGUCGCCGGCGCGGUGUGUUCGGGCCGCCGCCCACCAAGCGGCAGGUGUUCUUCAUCGAUGACCUCAACAUGCCCGCGCUCGAGGUUUACGGCGCGCAACCGCCCAUUGAACUACUCAGACAGUUUAUGGACUUUUCUGGGUGGUAUGAUCGCACCAGUAUAGGAGACUUCAAGACGCUGGUUGAUGUUGGCAUCGUGGCGGCGAUGGGUCCGCCCGGCGGAGGCCGCAACCCUGUCACCAUGCGUCUCAUGCGGCACUUCCACUACAUAUCCUUUACUGAGAUGGAGUAUAGUAGCAAGUACGCGAUAUUUAGCGUGAUUCUCAAUUCCUGGACGAAGAAUUUCAACAACGUAAAGAUUCGUGAGGAACCUUUCCUGAAGAGUUCCAUUGAGGUAUUCACGUCGCUGGUCGAGGAGCUGUUGCCGACGCCCACUAAGUCCCACUACACUUUCAACCUGCGGGAUUUAAGCAAGGUGUUCCAGGGCAUCCUGAUGAUGGAUCCAGCCUCCAUACAGGACGAAGACCAGGUGAUAAGGCUGUGGUAUCACGAGCAUCUUCGUGUGUAUCAGGAUCGCCUGGUGAACAAUGAAGACAGGAAAUGGUUUACGAAAUUGAUGAAUAAGAAAAUUGAGACGCGUUUCGGGAAGAAGCCAAAUGAUAUCAUCGGUGGGAGGCUCAUGCUGUUCGGGGACUUCAUGGACAUCGGCGCCGAUGACCGCAAGUACGUCGAGAUUCUCGACUGGGAAGAGAUGCAUGAGAUCCUGCAGCACUACAUGGAGGACUACAAUUUAUCGUCGACCGUGCCUAUCGACCUGGUGCUGUUCGAGGAUGCGGUGUCGCAUCUGUGUCGCAUCGCGCGCAUUGUGCGCCAGCCUAUGGCUAACGCGCUUCUUCUUGGGAUGGGCGGCUCGGGUCGGCAGAGCUUGUCGCGUUUGGCGGCACACAUGGCAGAACUGAUAUGCAUUCAGAUCGAGAUCACCAAAUCGUACGGCAUGACGGAGUGGCGUGACGAUAUUAAGCAGACCAUGAUCAAAGCAGGAGGCGAAAAUAGGGGCAUUGUCUUCCUUUUCUCCGACGCACAGAUAAAAAUGGAAUCGUUCCUCGAAGACUUGAACAACGUGCUAAGCUCCGGAGACGUGCCCAACAUCUACGAACCGGAGGACCUGGACCGCGUUUUCCAGCUGGUGCGGCAGGCGGCCAUGGAGCAGAACCUCGCGCCCACCAAGACCAACCUGUUUAGCUGCUACCAGCGGCGUGUACGCACCAACCUGCACAUCGUCAUCGUCAUGAGCCCUGUUGGAGAGAUAUUCCGAGCUCGAUUGCGUCAGUUUCCCUCACUGGUAAAUUGCUGCACCAUUGACUGGUUCAGUGAAUGGCCAAAGACGGCACUCGAGUCCGUCGCCAAACACUUUUUUGAAAAUAUGCCCGAGCUGCAGACAAACGAAACUGUUAUUCUUUCCAUGGUUUCGGUAUGCUGCUUCGCGCAUCAGAGCGUGGUGGAUGCUAGCGCGCGCUUCCUGGCGCGGCUGAACCGGCUCAACUACGUCACACCCAUGUCAUACAUGGAGAUGCUCUCUGCAUACGCUGAGAUGUUUAAGAAGAAGCAAGCUGCUAUUUUAAAGGAAUCUAAUGCAUUGAAGACUGGGUUAAACAAACUAAACCAAACAGAAGUGGAGGUGAAACAGCUGCAGAUCGAGCUGGCAGAGCUAAAGCCGAUGAUGGAGCGCGCGGCAGACGAGACCAAAAAAGUCAUCGAACAAAUCGCAACAGACACUGCAAUAGCAGAGGAAGCCAGAAUCAAAGUAGAAAAAGAACAAGCUGUUGCAGAGAAAAUGGCGGCCGAAACUUCUGCAAUGGCUGAGGAGGCGCAAAAAGACUUAGAUGAGGCAAUGCCGGCUUUACUAGCCGCAGAGAAAGCAUUGAAAGAACUCAAUAAGAACGACAUUGUUGAAGUCAAGGCGCUAAAGAAGCCACCGGCAGGAGUCAUGCUUGUUGUUGAAACACUUUGUGUCGUCUUUGAUAUUAAACCUAUAAAAGAGCCUGGAGCGAAAUUCGGUGAAAAGGUUCUUAACUACUGGAAGCCAGGGUCUCAGAUGCUGGCGGAUCCUGGUGGCUUCUUGGACUCGCUGAUGAAGUAUGACAAGGAGAGCAUUACUGAGGAUAUGAUUAAAAAGUUGACGCGCUACGUCAACAACCCCGACUACCAACCGGUUAAGAUUCAAAAGGUGUCAAAAGCUUGCAUGUCGCUGUGCAUGUGGGUGCACGCCAUGUAUAAGUAUUACCACGUAAAUAAAGCAGUCGCGCCCAAGAAAGAGGCUCUUGCUCGAGCUACUCAAGAACUUGCGGCUGUAGAAGCCGUACUCGCAAACGCCAAGGCAAAAAUGCAAGCUCUGCUUAUGGGUAUAGCCAAACUCAAUGCGUAUUUACAAGAAAAAGAGGAAGAAAAAAAGAGAAUGGAAGAAGACAUCAACCAGUGUCUCGCGAGGAUGGAUCGAGCGAACAGAUUGCUUAACGGGUUGUCCAGUGAACGAGUUCGUUGGAUUCAAACUAUCAAGGACUUGGAUAUCGCUAUCGUUAACUUGAUUGGAGACAUUCUACUAAGCGCAUGCGCAGUUGGCUACAUCACACCAUUCACCGAGGAGUUUCGUAAAGAACUGAUGAUUGAAUGGAUUGAACACAUGAUUGAAGUAGCGGUACCACAUACAGAUGGAGCUACGCCACUUUCAGUUUUGGGCGAUGCUGUACAGAUAAGGACGUGGCAAAUGUAUGGUCUGCCACGUGACCCGUUGUCGGUAGAGUCUGCGGUGCUGAUGACCAACUCUCGCCGCUGGCCGCUCAUCAUUGACCCCCAGACACAGGCCAACAAGUGGAUCAGAGCUAUGGGUAAAAUAGAAGGUCUGAUUGUUUGCAAGCCUAACGAUAGAGACUUGCUAAGGAGCUUUGAGUCCGCGCUUAGGUUCGGCAAGCCGUUACUGCUUGAGAACGUUGGACAGGAGCUCGAUCCAGCGCUAGACCCCGUGUUGAAGCGUCAAUACUUUCGUCAAGCGGGUCAACUGGUACUGAAGCUGGGCGACUCUCUGAUCCCGUUUGCGGCUGGCUUCCGUCUAUACAUCACGACUAAACUGCCCAAUCCCAAGUACACGCCAGAGACCUCAGUAAAAGUCCAGAUUGUUAACUUUGCUCUUGUACCAAGUGGUCUAGCUGAACAGCUACUGUCCAUAGUGGUAGCACAGGAGCGGCCAGAUUUAGAAGAGCUACGUGGGCAGCUGAUUGUAACGCGAGCGCAAAUGGCGGUGCAGUUGGCCGACAUGCAGUCAGACAUCCUGUACGGGUUGUCCAACAGCGAGGGCUCGCCAGUCGACGACCUGCCGCUCAUUUUAACUCUGGAGGCGAUCAAGAUAAAGAGCGCGGAAAUUAUUGUUAAAGUAGAAGACAUAGAACGGACUUCAAAAGAGAUCGACGAGGCCCGUCUGGAUUACGUGCCAGUGGCCAAUAGGGGACAGAUCCUGUUUUUCUGCCUAUCGGGCAUGGCUAACGUGGACCCCAUGUACCAGUACUCGCUCGAGUGGUUUGUCAAGCUCUUUAUAAGAAGCAUGGCUGAAACUGAAAUUGUUGAGGACAUAAUGGAGCGCGUGGAGAUAAUAAUCGAGCACUUCACGUUCCUGCUGUACCAGAACGUGUGCCGCAGUCUGUUCGAACGACACAAGCUACUUUUUGCGUUCUUGCUUGCCGCGCGAAUCAAUCUCGACAAAGGCAUCAUCAAGCUGAACGAAUACAACUUCCUUCUCAUAGGAGGCAAGAUUGAAGAAGAAAUGGAAAAUCCGGAACCGAAGUGGAUCUCGGAACGCAUGUGGCUGGACAUGCAGCAGCUGGCAUCGGUGCCUAGCAUGAAUCAGUUCGUUAAAGACUUUCCUGAGCACACCAAGUUCUUCCGCACUUAUUAUGAGGCUUGGAACCCACAUAAAAUGCCGUACCCGAAGCCACUAGACAGUCAGCUAGACUCGUUCCAGAAGUUGCUGGUACUGAAGUGCCUGCGUCCCGACAAAGUCAUACCCGGCUUCCAGGACUACGUGGUGGUGAGCCUGGGAGCGCGGUUCGUGGAGCCGCAACCGGCAGACUUGGCCGCGCUGUACGGCGAGUCUGACCCCCUCGCGCCCAUCAUAUUCGUCCUCUCCACCGGCACAGAUCCUGCUGCCGAUUUGCUGAAAUUCGCUGACAAAAUGAAGAUGGGCAAACGUUUCGAGAGCAUCUCUUUGGGGCAGGGCCAGGGCCCGCUCGCCGAGAGCAUGAUGCGGAACGGCUGUGAUUUCGGCAAUUGGGUCUUCUUUCAGAAUUGUCAUUUAUCACCAUCUUGGAUGCCAGUUCUGGAAGUGAACGUGGAAAACAUUCAACCAGAGGCCGUGCACAAGGAUUUCCGAUUAUGGCUUACCUCUACACCGUCGCCUUUCUUCCCUGUAGCCUUACUGCAAAAUGGUUAUAAAAUGACAGUGGAGCCACCGCGUGGGAUCAAAGCAAACUUACUGAAGGCUUAUAUGAAUCAAGUUCCAGAUUUCAAUGAUUACAUCAAUUCUGGGGACAGCAAAGUCACAAAUUUCAAGUGGCUACUGUUCUCUCUGUGUUUGUUCCACGGCGUGGUGCUGGAGCGGCGUAAGUUUGGUCCACUCGGUUUCAACAUACCCUACGAGUUUACAGAUGGUGACUUGCGCAUCUGCAUCUCGCAGCUGCACAUGUUCCUUACAGAGUACACCGAAGUGCCGCUCAGGAUGCUGACGUACACUGCGGGGCACAUCAACUACGGCGGGCGCGUGACGGACGACUGGGACAGGCGCUGUCUGCUGUACCUGCUGGCGGACUAUUACAACAUCACCGUACUCAGCGACCGGUACUAUUUCGAUGAGAGCGGUGCUUACAAACAGCAAUCGCCGGCGGCAAGCAUCGAAGACUACACGAAGUAUAUCCGCACGCUGCCGCUGAACGACGACCCCGCACUCUUCGGUCUGCACAGCAACGCCAACAUCAGCUACGCUGUCUCUGAGACCAACCAGAACCUCAAUACUUUACGCGAUUUACAACCAAAGGAGGUUAGCAGCGGUGAGGGAAUGUCGGCCGAAGAGAUGACGGAGCGAGCGGCAAAAGAAAUUUUAGAAGUGCUGCCACAAUUGCUCGAUCAACAAUAUAUUGCAACUAACUAUCCCGUGUCGUACAAGGAAUCCUUGAACACUGUCUUGAUACAAGAGGCGAUUCGAUAUAACAAAUUGUUGGUUGUCAUUGGUAACUCUUUGAAGGAUCUGUUAAAAGCUUUAAAAGGGCUCGUGGUGAUGUCGGAGGCUUUGGAAAGCAUGGCCGGCAGCCUGACGCGCCAAGUCGUGCCUACCAUGUGGAGUUCUAAGGCGUACCCCUCGCUUAAACCUUUGGGUGCCUGGGUGAAGGACUUAUUACAGCGCGUGCAAUUCAUGCAGCACUGGGCGGAGGGCGGCAUCCCCAAGGUGUUCUGGAUCUCAGGAUUCUAUUUCCCGCAAGCAUUUCUCACCGGCGCGCUGCAGAACUAUGCCAGAAAGCACGUUAUCGCCAUCGACACUAUAUCAUACGCUUUUGAGCCAUUAGCGGGGCCACCGCCAAAAAAGCCAGAAGACGGUUGCUGCGUACGCGGCUUGUACCUGGAAGGUGCACGCUGGAACAUGGGCGACAUGUCACUGGAGGAGAGUAGACCUAAAGAGUUGUAUACUGAGAUGGCAAUAAUUUACAUGAGGCCAGAGCAGGGUCACAAGCUGCAGCAGGGGCUGUACGAGUGCCCAACGUACAAGACGCUGCUGCGCGCCGGCACGCUGUCCACCACUGGCCACUCCACCAACUAUGUGAUGACAAUCGAACUGGCCACACACAAGCCGCAGGCGCACUGGAUUAAGAGGGGAGUCGCGUUAUUCUGUGCUCUUGACUACUAGGAUAACACGCGAGAGAAAGAGAUAGAUGUAGACAGUUUAAUUCAUCUUAAGUGAGUUUCUUAUGCGUGAAAUUAAAGAAGAUAAUAAGAGAGAAAGAGAUAGACAUAUCAUGCCGAAACUUUUGUCAUCUUCAUUUUAAAAUAUUUAAGUUUCUUC